CGGAUGAAAUAACAUUUAAAAAGGACUCUAUUAAAAAACUAAUUAAUAUAUAAAUCGGUUGAAUCGAUUUCGUGGCUCAUCGAAACUUGUUAUCAUCGAUAAAUACUAUCAUUCAUUGAAACAAAUCAGCUGAGUACGCGCGUAAAUACUUCUAAAUUUGUGUGAUGCUGGGAUGAAAACAAAAAAUAAAAUUUAUAAAAAUCAUAUUAAGUGAAUCUCAGUAAAGAAAUGUCUGAAAAGGAAUCUGCUAAUGGUGCAAUCGCGUCACAAUCUGUUGAAUGCAUGCGAUUACGAGAAUUUAAGAACUUUCUGCGUGAGUUAGUGCGGGAGAGAGUAAAUAAUGCAACAAAUGCUGGAGAAACUACUCGUGCUUGCAUAUCUCGCAACAGCAACGAAACAUAUCCAGUGUAUUCUCAGGAAGUUUCUGCUGAAAUAAUUAUGACUGUAUGGAAUCAUCUACAGUUGAAGCGGUGUCCACGAUAUUUUCAAAUAUCCAUUCUGCGAGUCGUCGUCGCAGAAGUUGAACAGGGAUUUUCAAAUGCUAAGGAAUGUGAGUUCACUGUGAAAGGCAGUAAAGAUUCCAAUAUUUCAGGCGAUAAUGAAAUGGUGUAUGAUUUGGUAAAAUUACAAAAGUAUGUAGUGAAUAACUUGGAAAAAUUGCUAACACGUCUGAGCGAUAAUUCGGAAGUGGCAAACAUACCGAAUUACGCCGAUUCAGGAGAUUUGUGUCUAGACGGUACUAAAUGUAACUGCAAUACGGACGCCUCAACAGUAGCUUACACAACAGGUCAUAUAAAGAAUAAACCACGCAAAAUGGAGGAUCGUCAUACCUGUUUGGAACGUUUUAGCGAAUUAUAUCAAUUAAAGCCAACAUACAGUUUUUAUGGUGUAUUCGAUGGUCACUCCGGCCCAUUAGCGGCCAGUUACGCUGCAAGUCAACUUCCAUACUUACUAAGUGAAAGUUUACGAUCCAUUAGCAAUGAUCUUGAUGAUGUUACAGCAUACAGGGAAGCUUUUGAGCAUACUUUUUUACAGACAGAUAAAAUGUUCUCCCAAAAAGGAAUUUCCAGUGGGACAACGGCCGUUUGUGUGCUACUCGCGCAACGUACUCCACCGUCAUACGGACAUUUAUAUGUUGCAUGGGUAGGCGAUUCAAAAGCAUUACUUGUCAGUCCAACGGUAAGUUUACAACUAGUUAAAUCACAUAAACCAGAUGCGCCAGAUGAGCGUAAGAGAAUCGAAAUGGCCGAAGGUGGUGGUACUGUAAUGUAUGUCCAAGGGCAAUGGCGUGUAAAUGGCAUUUUAAAUGUAUCGCGUUCUAUUGGUGAUUAUUCUGUAACACCAGCGAUUGCAGAACCCGAUUUUGUGGACGUUUCCUUGACGGCGGCGCACGAUUUUAUCGUUUUGGGUACGGAUGGUUUAUUUGAUCAUGUGCCCGAAAAUACAAUAGUAGACACGAUUUAUAAACAAUUGGCGGACAAUGAACAAAAAAUAGAAAACAUUCCAAAAAAACUUAUAGAAUUAGCAAAAGAUGGAGACUCCCAAGACAAUAUUACUGUUGUCAUUGUAUUUCUAAAAAAUCGACUCGAUAUUGUUGAAAAUUUCCAAAAAUAUUGAAGUAAUAAGACAACAAAAUAAUGCAAGUAUAGACGCUAGCAAAGUUUUAGGGAUAUCAACUACAGCGAAUAUACAAUAUACAUACAUACAUACAAAUUUAAUGUAUCAUAUAGCGUACAUAUGUAUGUACAUACGUAGAUAACGUUACAUUAAUACGUAGAGGUUUUUUCUAUGUUUUCUUUAGUUUUCAAUAACAUUUUGAUGUUUAAGAAAUGCUAAAAUAUUAAUAUACUAUUCAUAUUUAGUAAAUAUAUGUAUGUAACGCAUUUCUGAAAUCGUUAUUGUUAAGAAAGAAAUUUUGGAAGAAACUUUUCUUAUUAAGUAACGAUGUAUAUGUAUUGUACAUGUUGUUAUGUUUUAUAAAAUAGCUACCACACUAGCAGAUUUUAAUUUUACACGAAAGUAUCCUCAAUUGCAAACGAAAAAAGUGCUUUAAUCCUUAGAACAUUUAACCAUAGCUUUUUGUUUUGUAAAUAUACUUUUUAUACGCUUUCAAAUGCUAAUAAUUAUCGCAAUAUUGAAUAUUUGUGCCUGCAGCAGAUUUGUGCGAAUUUGCAAUGAUUUCAGUGCUCAACACACACACCAUCAUUUUAUAGAAUGCGUUCGACAAAAGUUCAAAUUUUUAUGAAAACAAGUUUAUAUUUACACAAAUAAGUACAUAUAUACACAUAAAUAUAUAUAAAUUAUGCGUUGUAAUUUUGAUACAAACGCAACUUUAAACAAAAUAAUAAACCAUAUACUUACAUACAUAGUUAAGCAAAAUUAUAUUAAUUAAUAGCUUAUUGUAUUCAUAUAAAAAUACAGAAUUGUGAAAGGUUUUAAAUAUGAUUUUUACGUUAUUGUUAGCAGAUUAGAUUACAUACGACCUAAACAUGUAUUUGUAUGUGUGUUAAGUGCACAUUUUUAUCGCUUAUUAUAACGGCUAAAUGUUUGUUGUUUAUUGAAGUUUUCUGUUUACUAAAUCAAUCUUCGUUUUUUUUUUAAAUAGUAUUCGUAGUAAAUUGUUUUGU
This is a messenger RNA of Zeugodacus cucurbitae (melon fly), 2627 nucleotides long. Its product is annotated as protein phosphatase 1F. Gene Ontology annotation, molecular function: protein serine/threonine phosphatase activity. Gene Ontology annotation, biological process: negative regulation of protein kinase activity; protein dephosphorylation. The transcript is spliced from 2 exons. The coding region runs from base 229 to 1617 and encodes 462 amino acids. NCBI's taxonomy places the organism in Eukaryota, Metazoa, Arthropoda, Insecta, Diptera, Tephritidae. The record is from RefSeq and is a predicted model, not a curated record.